AUGGUUGAGGAUAGUGAGUUAUGGGACAUUAUAUUGGAUGAGCCUUUUAUUCCAACUUCUGAAGUAAAGGACGGUGCUGAAGAAUAUCUGUCGAUGAAUCAGCAAAGGAGAUCUGGGAUUGUCUUAGGAAUUCACAUGAAAAUACUGAGCAGAAUGAAGGAAGGGAAACUAUUCAUGACAUGUAUACUAAAACUUUCCAUCAUAACAAAUGAGCUACGAAGUCUUGGAGAGCCAAUCAGUACUAGAAAGCAAGUUAGAAAAGUUCUUCGAAUUAUUUCUAAGUCAUUGGAAAGCAAAGUAGAUGUUGUCGCUGAAGCCAAGGAUCUGAAAGUUCUGACGAUGGAUGCUCUUAUUGGAAAUCUCAAGAAACAUGAAAUGAAUAGAAGUCAAGACCUCUCAAAGGAGGCCAAGAAAGACAAGUCUCUAGUACUUAAAUUUAAUCCUGGAGAAGCGUCUAGUGAAGAAGAUGAUAUGACCUAUCUUACCAAGAGAUUUCAGAAGAUCAUAAGGAAAAACAGAGGGUUUAGAAAAGAAGGGAACCCUGCUCGAGCUGCAACUGCUAGUGACUCCUGUCACAAAUGUGGAAAGUUUGGGUACUUUAUAAGAGAAUGUCCGAUGCUCAAAGCUGAAAUAAGGAGUAUCAAAGACUCUUCAAGCGAGUCAGGAGAUUCAGAUUGUCCCGAAGAUACAUCAAUGUUGGUGAUUCAAGACGAGGCUAACGUAUUCAAUGGGAUGUUUGCUUUUAUGGCUAAGUCAGAUGAGGACGAUCAUGAAGAUAAGAAACUUCAAGGAGGAGGUGUCUAUUUUGGCAAUGGAAAAAACGGGUAUAUUCUUGGUGUUGGAAAAGUUGGCAAAUCUCUUGAAGAUUCCAUUGAAAAUGUGUACUAUGUAAGUGUGUUAAAGCACAAUAUUCUUAUUGUCUCCCAGAUCUAUGAUAAGGGAAAUGAAGUCAAGUUUUUGUCAGACAAAUGA
This is a messenger RNA of Solanum pennellii, 972 nucleotides long. RefSeq lists its product as uncharacterized. The transcript is spliced from 5 exons. The coding region runs from base 1 to 972 and encodes 323 amino acids. Gene Ontology annotation, molecular function: nucleic acid binding; zinc ion binding. Lineage: Eukaryota; Viridiplantae; Streptophyta; Magnoliopsida; Solanales; Solanaceae. The record is from RefSeq and is a predicted model, not a curated record.